CGCGCCGCUCACACCUGCAUGUGGACCUGUCGGUCCCUUUAAUCAGGCUUUAGUCCCGCCUUCUCUAACAGGGCGCACCUGAGCAGGUGCGUCCACGGCGCGUUUCUUUGCUGACAUCAUCGGCGUCGUUGCGCAGCUUCCGGCUGUCAGGUGAGACGGAAGAGAAGAGAGGAGCGAAGAGUCACCCGUCAGCUCACCUGUCGAUUAGGGAGGAGGAAAAAAAUGAAUCCCAUCCCUUGCAACCUGAAGUCUGAGGCCAAGAAGGCCGCCAAGAUCCUGAGAGAUUUCACCCAGAUCUCCAACAGGACUGGGCCGGAUAAACUCAUCCCCGCUCACAUUAUAGCCAAGGCCGAGGGUUUGGCCAUCAUCUCCGUCAUCAAGGCCGGCUUUAUGGUCACAGCCAGAGGCGGCAGCGGCGUCGUCAUCGCCAGACUCGCCGACAGACGUUGGUCAGCACCGUCCGCCAUCGGCAUCGCUGGCCUCGGCGGAGGCUUUGAGAUCGGUGUGGAGGUGUCAGACCUGGUGAUGAUCCUGAACCAGCGGAGGGCGAUCGACGCCUUCACCAAGGGCGGCAACCUGACGCUGGGCGGGAACUGCACCGUCGCCGUGGGACCUAUGGGCAGGAACCUGGAGGCGGACGUCGCCCUGCGCAGCACGGCGGCCGUCUUCACCUACUGCAGGUCCAGAGGUCUGUUUGCAGGAGUUUCUCUGGAGGGAUCUUACCUGAUAGAACGCAAGGACACCAACCGCAAUUUCUACCAGCAAGAUAUCCGGGCUUCACGCAUCUUAAACGGAGACGUCGAGCCUCCGACGGAGUUCCACGACCUUUACCACAUCCUGGACAUGUACACUGAGGCCUACACCACCGACUGGACCAACAAGAACAUGAGAACCAGGUCAGUUGCUCCAUCCAGACCUCCUGCUCCAUCCUCCCAGAGGGCUCCUCAAAGCAGCAGCCGGCAGCAAGCGGCAGACAGUGAAGCGAAGAAAAACAGGCUCUACCCGAGUGUCUCCGUCUACAAGUCUGAAGCAUCGACUCAGGCCGCCUCCAGUCAGCUUCAGAGAUAUGGUCAGUUUGACCCCAUCAAUCCUCCAAGCUACGAUGUAACAGUGGGCGGGGCCACCAGCUCUCUGGUCGUCACGGCGACCCAUCCGUUCACCGGGCAGCAGCCGGGCGACCUGAGCUUCCUUCCCGGGGACCGGAUCACCGUCAUCACCAAGACCGACUCCCAGUACGACUGGUGGGAAGGGAAACUGGACAACGGGAAUGUUGGGAUAUUUCCCGCCAACUUUGUCACGUACUGACGUCGCCCCCUGGAGGUGGGAUGGAGUGUUGGAGGAGCGAAAACUACAGGUUCUGAAGAAAAAUGGAAGAUUUCACUCUUAAUGAUGAUCUUUUAAAAAAAUUCAUUCAGUAAUUGACGGUUUUUAUUCUCAGUCGUUCAGUAUUUUGUCCGUACAGCAGAAACGUUUGUAUAGUUUGUAGAUCUGCGGGGAUUUUAACCUUUUUUACCGGGUUUGGGUUUAUUAGAAUUUAAACACUUUGGAGCUAAAAACACUUUAUUUUUUCAGGUUAAUGAAGGUUUAUUUUUAAACAUUAAAAGUUAAUAUCUUCCGCUGCCUUUCAUUAGUUCUAGAUGUUGUAUUUCUACAAGUAUUACAGCAGAGGGGGGGUUAGACUCACAGGGCACAGUGGUUGUAAUUUUAACCUCAGUCAUCUAGAAUGAGAAAUGUUUAGUUAUUGGUGAAAGUUUUAGAGAGAAUAGGAUUUAAAUAGUUAUUUCUGUUACAGAUUGUGCUGUUGUGUUGGGUGUUGGUUUCUUGCCUGGAACAUUGUUAAUAAACUCAGUUUAAGGGUUAAAUAUUAA
Messenger RNA from Cyprinodon tularosa, 1868 nucleotides. It is a transcript of the gene sh3yl1, whose product is annotated as SH3 and SYLF domain containing 1. The record is from RefSeq and is a predicted model, not a curated record. Bases 223 to 1305 code for a protein of 360 amino acids. NCBI's taxonomy places the organism in Eukaryota, Metazoa, Chordata, Actinopteri, Cyprinodontiformes, Cyprinodontidae. Gene Ontology annotation, cellular component: ruffle membrane. Gene Ontology annotation, molecular function: phosphatidylinositol binding; protein binding. The transcript is spliced from 12 exons.